AUGGCUUCCGAGUUCAUCGGUUACAACGUGCUCGUGACACUGCAAGUGCCACCAGGUGGGCAGCUUCAAGGCCAGGUCGCUGAUGUGAUUGGGCAGACCUUGCUGCUCCAAAAUGUCACCUUUCUGUGGAAUGGCCAACGCCAUGCUCAAUUUUCGAUUGAUGCCUCCGCGAUCACCGAUCUCUCUCUAGGAUCGACCAAGCCAGCUCCCCCGCAGCAACAGCAUACAGCGCCGAAACCUCCAGCAACUGUAACUGUUCCAUCUCGACCCCCUCCACAGCAGUCGUUCGUUGAUCCCGCCAUCUUGAGCUUCUCUAAGCCCCCUUCCCAGCCUGCUGUACAACACACACAGACUCACCUGGUGGGGCCGAGUGCUGCCCAAGCCCCAGUAUCCGUCGGCGCAUCCUUGACCGAGCCAUUCAGCAACCUAGAGCUGGAUGUGAGUGCUGUCCGAGGUGGAGUACAUGGAGCUCCGCAUGAGACGGAGCCCCAGGUUGCACAGAGCGUGACGACACCUACCAAGCAAACACCGAAGCGAAACCGGCACGGAACUGAUGAUGGAUUCAUUAAACAUGGCGCCGCAGCAAGCACCAACCCAAAGAGCAAGGGCUGGCGUCAAACUGCAUUUGUGGAGCCUGUGUCCUCAGUCACCCAAGGAUCGCCCGAACAUGCCAAGCAGCCUGGCGCAAAGCCUCGCAAGAAGAAGGCACGCCGUGCUUAUGCUGAAGACCCGAAUGGAUGGGCUACAGAGGAUGCAACGGACAUCCAGGAACUGGGAGAGUUCGAUUUUCAAAGCAAUUUAUCGAAGUUUGACAAGCGGCGUGUGUUCGAGGAGAUCCGCAACGACGACACCACGGCUGAUGAGGCUCGCCUGGUCAGUUUCAACCGUAGGGCGAAACCGGGCACCAAUGGUGGAAAGAACCUCCACUGGACCGAGAAUGUGCUUGAUAGCGCACAGAACAGCGACACUGGCGAUGAUGUCGAAGGUAUUAGCGAUGCCAGACACAGCAGUGAGAACAUCUCCGGCCGUGAACGAUCGCGAGCUUCAGGGCGCAUUCAAACUUCCCGCAUUAGCAGCACCAUCGUGGCUCAACCCAUGGUGCCACAGAUUAGUGCGCUUGGCCGGAGCCAGAUCAACACCUCCCGCGGUGCGAGCCCCCGACCAAGCCGAUCUUCUGCAUCGCCUAUGGUUGCGGUCAACCCAGCUGGUGCAUCUCUGCGACUGACAACGACAAACCGCAGCUGUCCCACUGUGAGCCCGCUGCAGACGCUCGAGGUUGAACAGAUCGCUGCGGCCGAAUUCGGCUUGUCUGAGGACGUUCUCACUGAAAAUGCAGGACGGGGUAUCGCUGAAGCAGCAGUUGCUCUACUUACCAGCGACGCAGCCGCUCCAACCAUGCUGAUUAUCACCGGUAACCACCGUACAGGUGCAAGGGCUAUUUCUGCUGCCCGCCACCUUCGAAACCGUGGCCACCGUGUCACUGUGUGCCUGCUAGGAUUGGAGCAUGAAGAGGAGUUACUGGAAAACUGCCGCAAGCAAUUGGAGAUUUUCCGAAAGAUUGGAGGGCGCGUACUCAAGUGGGAGGACCUCUCAGCCCGUCUCUCUACUGCUGACCUGGCCCCCGACUUGGUCAUUGAUGCCUUGUUUGGCAUGCAUAUUGCCUUUGACGACCUUCGGACUGAUGACCAAGGCGUUGCGUUUGAAAUGAUUUCAUGGGUGAACCGCAGCAAUGUCGAAAUUCUCUCUGUUGAUGUCCCGUCUGGGAUGUCGGCUUCCAGUGGCGAGGUGACGAUAGCUGAUGGCGGUCGACUAUGCGUUAACGGUUCAUCUGUGGUGUGCCUCGGCGCACCUAAGACCGGAAUUCUCAAUGCUCUACUUUCCGGCGAAGGACACUCCUGGAACGUAUCUGUAGCCGAUAUUGGCAUACCGCAGAUUGUGUGGCGCAAGUAUGGCACUCGUCGCCGGCACGGUAUCGACUUCGGGAAUCGAUGGGUGGUGCCGCUGCGGUUCCAGACACUGGUUGCAUAG
This is a messenger RNA of Penicillium canariense, 2028 nucleotides long. Its product is annotated as mRNA decapping enhancer EDC3. Gene Ontology annotation, biological process: P-body assembly; deadenylation-independent decapping of nuclear-transcribed mRNA. Bases 1 to 2028 code for a protein of 675 amino acids. Gene Ontology annotation, cellular component: P-body. Gene Ontology annotation, molecular function: mRNA binding. The record is from RefSeq and is a predicted model, not a curated record. The transcript has 3 exons. Lineage: Eukaryota; Fungi; Ascomycota; Eurotiomycetes; Eurotiales; Aspergillaceae.